Messenger RNA from Acanthopagrus latus (yellowfin seabream), 1361 nucleotides. Its product is annotated as G-protein coupled receptor 183. The coding region runs from base 1 to 978 and encodes 325 amino acids. The transcript has a single exon. Lineage: Eukaryota; Metazoa; Chordata; Actinopteri; Spariformes; Sparidae. Gene Ontology annotation, molecular function: G protein-coupled receptor activity. Gene Ontology annotation, cellular component: membrane. Gene Ontology annotation, biological process: positive regulation of Rho protein signal transduction; phospholipase C-activating G protein-coupled receptor signaling pathway. The record is from RefSeq and is a predicted model, not a curated record.
AUGGAGAUAAAUGCAUCUUUGCCUCUCAACUCGACCUCUUCUCCAACUCAAUUCCCUCUCAACACCACCGCUGACAUCAACGCCACAGCGAAACCCUUCAGUGUGUUUGACGGAUGCGAUCACCAGGUAGAGGGCAUUCUCUUCGACCUGACCCUGCAGAUCAUCAACGUAGUCGUGGGAAUCCCUGCCAACAUGCUUGUCAUCGCCAUCCUCAUCUCCCAUCGCAAAGAGCCCUCCACCUCAGACAUAUUCUUGGGCUGCUUGGCGUUCAUGGACAUCUACUUUGGCGUCAUGACCCCCAUAACCUUCAUCAACCUUUAUCACUGGAAGAGCAAGGAGGUGUGGUCCUCUAUUAAGUUCUCCUACGGUGUGAAAGACACCAGCGGCCCGUUGUUCCUCUCCUGUAUCUGCCUGGAUCGCUUUGUGGCCGUGCUAUUUCCAGUUAUGUUUGGGCAGCUUAAACACAUCAAGUACAGGUUAAGUCUCUCAGUGUUGGUUUUCUGCCUCACCUUUGCCUACUCAGCAGCCAAGAUGGUGGGAGGUCUUCCCGACUUUGAGAAAGUGUUCACCGGUGAGAUCCUUGCAGCGUUUGUUUGGAUGAUUGUGUGUAACGCGAGCAUCCUGUGGGCUCUGAAGAAGUCGCGAGGUGCAGGGAAAGAUGAGAUGCACCCCAUGAAGAAGAAAGCCUUCAAGACGGUGCUGUUUAUCCUUUGGAUCAUUGUGUUGAACUACCUGCCGCCUGUCGCGCUAUUUCCUUUUGAAGACAUCUACUCCCCAGAUGUGUUCCGAUGCUACGUGCAGCCGGUGGGCUUUGCCUUCCUCAACAUCAGCAGCACCAUCCAGCCACUUUCCUACCUCGUCCGUCUGGAGAAGGUGCCUUUCUUCUCAGACACCUGCAUCAAGAAGUGGUGUCGUCGUGUCUCUGCAGAGAGAAACGAAAAUCCACCUGCACCGAACCAAACUCAAGCUCAAGCUUAGGAACAUCAAAUGCACAUAUGAAACCUUCUAGAUGUUUAGUUUAUGUCUUUAAAGAGGAGCUAUAAGGGAAGGAACCGUGACUUCAUGUUUUGUUUUCAUGCGACUGAUGUAGUUUGAUUUAAGUCCAGUGUGAAAGAUUACGAGGUUGCAGAUAUCAACCAACCAAAAGGUUUUUAUAUUUCUGCCAAUAGAUCCCCUGAAAUCCUUCAUACUGAACCUUUAACUGCUUUAUCUGCAAAGAUGUGUUGUGAUUGAAUAGACCUGUAUGUAAAGUGAAGAAGAGGCUUUGUGAAAAAAGAUAAUAUGAGAUAAUAUAAGAUAAGAUCUUCCUUUAUUGUUCCACCUUAGUAGAAAUUUACAGGUAACACAGCAGUUCAGAGGGA